AAAUUUGUAUAAAAGACAAAGUGCUGCUCUACCUGAAUGCUUGAUUCCCCACCAUUUCGUUGUUGACGUCUGUCCAGUAUAGAUGUUUCACAGAGGGUAAAGCAUAUACUGCUUGAGUGAGUAGUUAUUUUUGGAUGUCUAAAUGUGUUGCUGCACCGUUUGUGUUCAAAUUUCAGUCGCUUAAAGGGUUGUUUCCCAUUAUGUGUUAGCAUUAAGAUAGCAGACUAAAUGCUAAUCUCUGUGGAUGUUUUAAAUGUUGUUUUACAUUUAAUUCUUUGUUUUAGGUUUAGUUUAAGAGUAAUUUACAGCUUAGAAUGGCCUCUUUUAUGAAGAAUAGUUCAGUUUGCCAAAGUGCUGCUUAUUGUGAAGUGAGUGGAAAUGAAUUCACUCACUCACUUCCACCAUACAUCGCUCGUAUCUCAAGUUUGCACUCGCAAGUCGAAGCAAAACCUAAACCGAAUGACGACUAGCAUAUUAAAAAAAUGUUUUAAAUGUGUAUUCGGGUCACUAUCUUACGACACCACUAUCUUGUUAUUGGUGUCUUCCUAAGUGAUCUAUUCCCCACCAUUUCCUUAAUAUAAACAUCGCAAUGAUGGAAGGGAGAAUUGGUUUUAGGGCGUGGUGCAUUUGUCAGAGUUGCUUGUGCAACAAGUGGUGGUAGGGUAGGAGUUCACCUUUCUUGCUCCAAUCCGGCAUGCGUGCAAAUCCUGGGAGAGGGCGCUGAACGCCGGACUGCACCAUUCCUCUCCACUGGGGAGGCUCUAAUGCGAUCCAUGCGGAGGAGUCGUCUUUUUGCAGUGUGCGCAGAGGAAGACUGGGACGCACACUCGUUCUCUGCUCUCAGCUCCUCCUCCUCCCCUCCGAUUGUCACUCCCUGCUCGGCGGUGCACGAGCCUCCAGUUGAAAGCCGCAUCGCGUCGUUAACGCGGAUACGAGUCUGGCUUCGAGCCGCGCAUCGGAGUGGAGCUCAUCGUCGCCAUCGCUCGGGGUGGGAGCGGGGGCGGUUUGCUUCUCCUAAAAGCAACGCGGGUAGAGGGGUGACGUGCCCGAGCAUGUUCACACCCGAGGCGGCGUCGGAUCUACCUGCGAGUCGGCCGCCGGCCUCACGCCGUCGCAGCCCCGCCACCGCCCCCGCCGAGGCACCGCCACACUCCAGUAAGCGUCACUGAGCAGGAAGGAAGCACUCGCCGGCUCCCAAAAAGCUGCACCAUGGGGUUCUACGGAACUUUGAAGAUGAUUUUCUACAAAAUGAAGAGAAAGUUGGACCAUGGUCCAGAGGUCCGAUCUUUCCCUUCAGGAAAAAAGCCCUGCAAAGGUCCCGAGUACCCGAGCCCAACGGGAAUCGUGCCGUGCCCGGCCACGCCCACCACAUUUGGACACAUCCGGGCAGCCAACGGUCAGGGCCAGCAGAGGCGCCGUAUCACCUCCAUCCAGCCACCGUCGGGGCUCCAGGAAUGGCUCCGGACGUUUCAGAGCUGGACUGGCCCUGAGAAGCUGCUAGCGCUGGACGAGUUGAUUGACAUCUGCGAGCCCACGCAGGUGAAGCAUAUGAUGCAGGUCAUCGAGCCGCAGUUUCAGCGCGACUUCAUCUCCCUGCUGCCCAAAGAGCUGGCUUUGUACGUGCUCUCAUUCCUGGAGCCCAAAGACCUCCUCCAAGCGGCCCAGACGUGUCGCUACUGGCGCAUUCUGGCAGAAGACAACUUGCUGUGGAGAGAGAAAUGCAGAGAAGAAGGUAUCGAUGAGCCUUUGCCCCUCAAGAAGAGGAAAAUUGUCAAGCCCGGCUUCAUUCACAGCCCCUGGAAGAGUGCCUACAUCAGGCAGCACAGAAUAGACACUAACUGGAGGAGAGGGGACCUCAAAUCACCCAAGGUGCUGAAAGGUCACGAUGACCACGUGAUCACCUGCCUUCAAUUCUGCGGCAACCGCAUUGUCAGCGGAUCUGACGACAACACGCUCAAAGUCUGGUCAGCUAUCACGGGAAAGUGUCUGCGGACGUUGGUGGGCCACACAGGUGGUGUGUGGUCAUCGCAGAUGCGCGACAACAUCAUUAUCAGCGGCUCUACCGAUCGCACACUCAAGGUCUGGAAUGCAGAGACGGGAGAAUGUAUCCACACCCUCUACGGGCAUACCUCAACAGUGCGCUGUAUGCAUCUGCACGAGAAAAGGGUGGUGAGUGGCUCUCGGGACGCCACACUACGCGUAUGGGACAUCGAGACGGGCCAGUGUUUACAUGUCCUCAUGGGCCACGUGGCGGCAGUGCGCUGUGUCCAGUACGACGGGCGGCGGGUGGUCAGCGGUGCCUACGACUUCAUGGUCAAAGUGUGGGACCCAGAGACGGAGACAUGCCUCCACACGCUCCAGGGCCACACCAACCGGGUGUACUCAUUACAAUUCGACGGAGUCCACGUGGUGAGCGGCUCGCUGGACACGUCCAUCAGAGUGUGGGACGUGGAAACGGGGAACUGCAUCCACACCCUGACGGGCCACCAGUCCCUCACCAGUGGCAUGGAGCUCAAAGACAACAUCCUGGUGUCUGGGAACGCCGACUCCACCGUCAAGAUCUGGGACAUCAAGACGGGCCAGUGUCUGCAAACGCUGCAAGGUCCGCACAAGCACCAGAGCGCCGUCACGUGCCUGCAGUUCAACAAGAACUUUGUGAUCACCAGCUCGGACGACGGCACGGUCAAGCUGUGGGACCUGAAGACAGGCGAGUUCAUCCGCAACCUGGUGACCCUAGAGAGCGGCGGCAGCGGCGGUGUGGUGUGGCGCAUACGGGCCUCCAACACCAAGCUGGUGUGCGCCGUGGGCAGCCGCAACGGCACCGAGGAGACCAAGCUGCUCGUGCUCGACUUUGACGUUGACAUGAAGUGAACGCAGGGCGGCUGCGCAGUUGUUACCGGGAGGCUGCAAGGAGGAGGAGCUGGGGGGUAAAAAUAGGAGGUCUCUAAAUGCUACAGCAAGUCCCCUAAACCGACACCAAUCUACGCCGAUUGCAAGGGUUCCCACCACACUGAACAGGACCGAUUGUUGGCAUGUACAGAGAACCACCUCGUGAGACCUCGUGAGGAAGGAGAUCUCAGUUUGAAUUUCACUUUGUUGUCGUUCCUGCUCCGUUUGCUAUUUCCCGUUUUGAUCCACGAUGUGAUCGACUUGUGAAUUUCAAAAUAAUUUUUCCCCCGCCUUCCUGUUGCUAACAGCAACAAAUCCAAGUAUUAGAACCCGCCUUCCCCCCCUUCAUUGUUUGUUGGGGGGGAAAAACAGGAACAGGAUCACUAUCAAUGCUGUUAAGUGUUUCGGUCAAGUUUGUGUUCCAGCCUUUCGAGGCCUUGAAUUGUGCUGCCAACUGACCUCCCACCAUGUAUUACCGAAGGGGUGGGGGGGGGUGGGGGGGGAUAGGAACCUAAAUGCGGUCCAGUUUUUCCCUCCAGUUGAUCCACAGCGACGAAUUCUCAUACCACUCAGCCCCGCCGACCAACCUCCUGCCUCAUCUUACAGUGGCAGACAAACACGAACGUCAAUGCUGUCCAGUUCUUCAGUUGAGCUCGGUGGUGUGUUCCUGCCUUCUGAGAACAGGAAUUCUGAUGCACCACAACCCCUAAACAGGAGCAGAAACGUUAUUGUUUAGAGUUUUGCUCAAGCUUGGUGGACUGUUCCAGCCUUCUGAGAUGUUGAAUUCUGCUGCCCACCAAGUGUCCACAAAUAAAAACAGCAACAGGAACGGCAGUGCUGUCCAAAGUUUUCCAGUCGAGCUUGGGGUGUUCCAGUUAACCUCGCACCACAUUUCUACAAGGGGGGAACAGGAACGCCGUUGCUGUCCAGAGUUUUUCAGCCCAGCCAGUGCAGUAAUACAACAGAAGCGAGGAAUUCUGCUGCCCUCCUUCCUCAACUACCAACCUCUGAAAACACCGUUACAUGAAAAAGGAACAGGAACAUCAAUAGCUGGGUGUGUGUUCCAGCCUCACAACUUCUCACAACAAUUUUACAAGGGCGGAAAAUCAGUAUCAGGAACGCCCAUUCUGUUCAGAGUUUUUCAGUCCAGCAUGGUGGUAUAGUCCAACCUUCCGAGGUUAGGAGUUCUGCUUCCAGGGACAGGAACACCAAUGCUGUCCAGAGUUGUUUCAGUCCAGCUGGGAAUGCGUGCCAGUCUAUGGUGAGGUAUUCAACUGCCCACUAAUCUCUCCAGGAACAGGAACAUCACUGCUGUUUCUUCAGUCUAGUUGGUGGUGUGUUAUAUGCUUCCGAUCUCCCACAACAUCUUACGGGACAAAAAAAACAGGAGCGUCAAUGCUGUCCAGAUGGUGCUACGUUGAAUCCACCAUGUCGCCACUGGGAAGAAAAAAAUCUCAUAACAUCAAAGCUGUCCUCAGUUUUUCAGUCCAGUAUUCCAAGCUUCCGAGGCCAGUGCGCAGCCACCCGGCCCUCCACGCUCCUCGUCCUCGACCCACUCCCACCUCCCAGCCCGUGGCCAAACUCGACGAAUGCUGCUAGAUGAACAGGGGGGACGAAAAUAGUCAGAACGUUUGACUUUUUCGCUGUGACGUUUUAGUCCCAGGCGAAAUUCCAAAUUGAACUUUUGUUUUCUAGCGGGGUUGAAAGAAGAUAUAAAAAAAAAAAAAAUAAAUCCUACUUUUUCUUUUGUUGUUGUUUUUUUUUGCCACUGAAACUUGAGCCAAACGUGCCUCUACGAGGCGGAGAGGACUGGAUCGCCUGCGAAUAAAAGGAAGGAAGCAUGAGUGUGUUAGCGUGCUAGCAGACUUGUUCCGCAUUCUUCGGGACAACCAGCAGGAUGAUAGCAAUGCUGCGUGGACAAUACAACUGAUAAAAAAACACUUUACAGGACUUUAAAGGAAAAAGAAUGAACAUAAACGUCCUGGCGUGUGAUUGGUUGUUGUCCGUGUAGGGCCUGCCUACCCGUUGGUUAUUAGUGGGGGGGGGGGGGGGGGUAGUUCAAGUGUUAUACAUGAUGGGCAAAAAUAAAGGUGAACCUUGUAGCCAAAACGUCUCUCCAAAAGUCACAAGCUGAACUGUGAAAGUGGUUGUAACACUGUAUAUUAAACAAAAAAGAAACAACAACAAAACAAUCUUGCUCUUUCUCCUCGUUUUUCUCCCGCUUUUUAAUUUAUGGUCUGGUUCGACAAAACAGAUUUAUUUUAAAUUUUUGUUUUUGUUUGUUUCCGUUCAUGUAAAACUGCCUGGUAAAAAAGACUAGACAGAUGGAAAGAAAAAAAAAAGGGAUUUCUUUUGUGUGUAUUUGUUUCAUUGACUUAGAAUUUUAUUUUCUUAACUUAAAGUGCAAUAAAUUGUGGGUUUAUUUUACUUUUUUUUUUUUUUUUUUUUUUUUUCCAUUUCAAGCGAAAAUCCGUUGUCUGUUUUGUUACCUUGUGUGAAGGAAUCUUCUAUGUUGAAUAAAGCAAAUUAUUUGGGUAAUUGUGUCGUGACAGGAGUAAUUUGAAUUGCUGUUUGUGUUUUGGGUCAAUUUGAUUGGACGAGAUAAAACGCUGCUUCCCACUCAUUGGUCGAAAAUAUUUGUCAUUUUGUUUGACUAUACAUGGUUAGAAACUAUGAAAAUAAACUUGGCUUCAGCCGUUGCUGCUCUAAAUGCUACAAUAUAUACUCCACCAUCGCCACUUUGCUGCAUUGGCGCCCUC
Molecule: messenger RNA, 5648 nt
Organism: Phycodurus eques (leafy seadragon)
Lineage: Eukaryota; Metazoa; Chordata; Actinopteri; Syngnathiformes; Syngnathidae
Gene: fbxw7
Product: F-box and WD repeat domain containing 7
Exons: 11
Coding region: 1210-2871 (553 amino acids)
Biological process (GO): ubiquitin recycling; proteasome-mediated ubiquitin-dependent protein catabolic process
Cellular component (GO): nucleus; cytoplasm
Molecular function (GO): ubiquitin binding
Source: RefSeq, a predicted model, not a curated record